AUGCGCUUCGGCGUGCUGGUGAUCUCGGCGGGUUUCCUGGGACUGUUCAGCUUCACCCUGCUCGCCGUGGCAGUGGGCACCGAGUACUGGUACAUCAUCGACGCGGAUCACGUGAUCAACUCCAGCUGGCACUUCGCGAGUUCGCACUCGGGGCUGUGGAGGAUCUACGAAGGAAAAAAUGGCAGUUUUCACGACAUCUCCUUCUACAUGGAUACAUCUGAAUUCAGUGAGCAAGAAAAGCAUCUCUUAAACCUGCAUAGGAUCAUUGUCAUCCUGCUGCCUCUUAGCCUGGUGUUGCUGAUCUUCGGAGGUAUCUUUGGCCUGGUUAGCUCUCUCGCCCGCAGCUAUACAUUUCUCACUGGUGUGGCUCUGUACUUUCUCAUCUGCAGCCUCUUUACACUUUCUGGUGUGUGCAUCUAUGUGAGCUACUCGCAGCAGGCCUUGGACGAGCUGCGGCGGCUGGUGAGUGGCGAAUUGCUCGCCCACAUACACAUGUCCUUCGGCUGGUCCCUAGCCUCGGCUUGUAUCUCUUAUGCACUUGAGGUGGCCUGUGGCAUCCUACUCAUGCUCGCAGCUCGUCUUGUUUAUCUUGAGCUCCACCAUGAGUCUACUGCUGCUUUCUCCAUGGCCUAA
Clarias gariepinus (North African catfish) is the source of this 633-nucleotide messenger RNA. RefSeq names its product transmembrane protein 235. NCBI's taxonomy places the organism in Eukaryota, Metazoa, Chordata, Actinopteri, Siluriformes, Clariidae. The record is from RefSeq and is a predicted model, not a curated record. Gene Ontology annotation, cellular component: apical plasma membrane. The coding region runs from base 1 to 633 and encodes 210 amino acids. The transcript has 4 exons.